Messenger RNA from Symbiodinium sp. CCMP2592, 5962 nucleotides. NCBI's taxonomy places the organism in Eukaryota, Dinophyceae, Suessiales, Symbiodiniaceae. The record is from the annotation of a GenBank genome assembly.
AUGGAAGGCCGUGGCAGGCCAAGCUACUUCAACAUCGGUGAUGUGCCAGGUGAGCCUGGUAUGAUCCGAAGGAAUAGUAGGUCAGACGCUGCGCCGCCUUACCAGAGGCCGAGAGCAAGCAGUGUGCCUCGGGGUGCUGUUUUUAGUCCGGUGUCGAACUUGUCGGCUCUGGAACGGGGUAUGCAUCCAACCGGAAGCCCGGUGGUGGGAAGCCCAGCUGGCUCGCCGAACCCUCUUGGAGGUGUGUUGCCACCCCCACCAGGUUUGCCAGAGUUUGGUGGAGUUUCGCCAGUGAAUGCACCAUCACCGCCCACCGUGGAGACGUUUCUGUACCAGACGGUGCAGCAGCAGCAGCAGCAAGUUGCCCAGCUUACGUCUCUAGUUCAGGCUCUUGUGAGCAGGGAAGUGCCUGCGCCACCUACUGCGAGAGGCAAGGGCCACGGUGGAGAGCUUAGCUCCAUCUCCGAUUCGUCGGGGAAAAUGGAGGUUGAUGAGGGAGGUGCUCCCAUCAGGAAUCCCAAAGCUGAAGCUUAUGUUCCUAAGCUGCCUGCGAUUGAUGGUGGAAAGAUGAGCAAAGGCCGUCGCUCGGAGAUCGAAGGAUGGGCUGAGUUCCUAGAGCAAUUCCUGCCGUGGAUUGCUCUCUUUGAUGAUAGGAUCCCGGAAGAGCUUCAUCGAUCGAUUGCUUCUGAGGUCACCAUCAAGCAGUCAUCGCUUGAAAAGGGACAGAGCGUGCGUUCAACUAGGACCUUCUUGUACCUGAAGCAAGCGUUGCAAGGGUUUGCUCGUGGGCUUGACUUGGUUAAGCAAGUAGAGAAGGAGCAGCUUGGCUCCCCAGCUGGGUACGAGUGCAUGAGGAGGUUGCAUCAGGAGUUGUCUGUUGCGAGCCGCAUCGAGGCUUCGACGCUUCGGAAUGAGGCCCUGCAGUACCGCGCGAGCACUCCUGCCAAUCGUCCACUUGACAUGUUUCGAAACAUCCAGUUGGAGCUUGCCAAGUUUACCCGCUUGACCGCAGGGUUCCCAGAUCUUGCGUUGAGUGAGGCAGACCGUUGCAUGAUUGUUUUGAGAAACCUUGAUGUUGAAGUGAAGAAGUAUGUUCUUUUGCAUGCUAGGGUUGACUCCAUGGACCAGCUUGAGACUGCUUUGAAGUUUUAUGAUGCCAACCUUAAGAUCCUGAAUUUCCAAGAGAAGGAAGGAAAGGGAGCAGCAAAGGAUCACGCGAAUGCUUUGACCUUCGGAGACAAGGGAAAGGGCAAGAAGGGUGACAAAGGAAAGGAAGAAAAAGGAAAAGGAAAGGACAAAGGAAAGGACAACAAGAAAGGGAAUGAGAAAGGAAAGGAAGAAAAAGGGAAAGGUGGAAAGGACAAAGGCAAGGACAAGGGGAAGACUGCAGCCGCAAAGGACGGCAAGCAAGGUUCUGGAAACGACAAGGAGAAGGAGAAGGAGAAAGCAGAGCGCUUGAAGAACGUCGCGGCUGCCUCUUUGGAGCCUCAGAUUUUCGCAGCUGCGGUUGAUCUGAGUUGUCCGGUUGUUGAGCUUGAUGAGGAUGAUUGCUCGGAUUUUUCCCAGGAGGAUUGGGAGGAGUUCGUUGCAUCUUAUGAGUGUGCUUGGUCGGAGCCUGUUGUGCUUGAAGGCGGUGAGCCUGUUGCGCUUGAGGGUUCCAUGUUGCAUGUUGCGCUUGAUAAUUUUCCUUGUGACAACCCAAACAGAGCCACAGUUGAGCUUGCAGAGUCCCGCGGUGUCCCAAACAGAACCACAGUCGAGCUUGCAGAGUCCCACCAGGUCCCAGACAGAACCACAGUCGAGCUUGCAGAGUCCCCAGAGUUGAGCUUGGAAGCAGGUCGUUUUGUUGCAGAUUUUCAAAAUGUCGUUGAGCAUGACAUGUUGCAUGUGGUAGGUAGAGCUGACCAUGGCAUGGUAGCGCACGAGACAGCAGCAGCCAGCCAGCAGCAUGACACCAUGGAUUGGUGGCUCGUUGACUCCGGCGCGUCGGCCCACAUCAUCAACGAGGACACUUUGAGCCGGGUGCACGUUGUGAGCCACAGUGAGUCUGCCAGUGAGUGUGUUUCUGCAACGGGUGACAGCAUUGGAGUUCGGAGGUCUGCGGUUGUCAGGGUUCCAUUCGUUUUGGUUUCGGGCGAGACGGUGGUAACAGAACUCCAAGUGCUUGUUGCUCCUGUGAAGUUUAACCUGCUGUCCUUAGGGCGUUUGCUGGGCAAGAGCUGGGUUGUGGAUUUCCUGCCAAGUUUUAAAGUUGAGGCCGCUGGGUACGUUCUUCGCACGAGAUGGGUCUCCAAUUGCGGCCUUCUAAGAAGGAUGAGGAGGAGCAACCGGGCACCCGAGGAGUCCUCCUCCGACUCGGAGCAGGAGUGGCGCCUUUCGGGUCGCCGCCACCUGGCGGAGCAGCACGCGGCGACUGUUACGAGGACUCACGAGGAUUUCGAGGGAUCCACGAUCUUCUUUACGGCAACCUCGAUGGUGGGUCUUACGCCGGGCCAGAACCUGCUGUUGGUGCCAGCCGCGGAAGUGAAGAAGAAGACGGCAGAGCAGGCAAAGGCAGCUGCGAAAGCAGCGGCGGAGAAAUUCGUGAAGGAGCGCCAGGAGAGCGCCCAGUGGGCCAAGGAAGCAGAGGAAGCAAAGAAGAAGAGAGCCGCCAAAGCCGAGGCAAAGAAGAAAGCAGCCACAGAGGCCGCGGAGACAGAGAAGAAAGCAGCCACAGAGGCCACGGAGGCAGAGAAGAAGGCAGCCACAGAGGCCGUGGAGGCAGAGAAGAAGGCAGCCACAGAGGCCAAGAAGCCCAAGGGCAGUGUGGCCAGAGCAAAGGCGGAGCCGUCUUCGGGGUCAAAGGACCCACCGCAGCCACUGGUGAAGAGGCAGCCCAAGCCGCCCGUGGUGAAAGCAAUGCCAGCCAAGGUCCGAAAGAUCGUCUUGAAGAGCCGGGCCCAGCGCGGGAUUCCCGGGCAGACGGAGACUGCGCCGAGAAUGCUUUCGCAGCGAGCCAAGGAAAAGAAGAAGCAGGGCUACCUCAUGAAGGCCAUCAACAACGCCAUGAAGAAGAAGGCCGAGGAGCAGAAGGGCCCUCCGGUGCGGAGGACAUUGGAAAAACAUGUCAAGGACCACUAUGCGCAAAUCAAGGGCCUGGAGAUUCCUUUCGUGGAGGUGACGAUUUCCGAAGUCAUCAAGGAACCCCCAGGACCACCAGGAUCGCCAAUGGUACCGCAACCGAGAACACCACCUGCGCGAGCCAAGGUGGAGGCCGCGCGUGCAGCAAAGGUGCCACAGGUGAAGGUGGAAGGAGGCUUGGAGAUCAAUCCCCCACCACCGGUACCGCCGCGGAGGAGGCUUCCCACGCCACCGAGAGACCCGAGGUCAGCCGGACGAGGGGCCUCUGCGCCCUCAGAGUGGUCACCUGUGUCCAGUCUGCCGCCAUGGUCACCAGUGUCCAGUGUGCCGGUGGAUGCAAGGGCCAGGGAAACCCCAGCCGAGACGAGAGCCGAGGAGCCCCCAGCAGAGAGGAGAGCCGAGGAGCUGCACAUCGGGGACGACGGCAAGAUCUACAACUCGCGGGGCGAGGUGGUGGAGCUCGAGAGCAUCGAGAUAGACGCCCACCAUCCAGGAAUAUCCGAUGGUCCUUCUUCCUUGGGACUCUCGCUUCUGAUGCAAGAAAAGGUUGCGUUUGCAUGUGAGCAUGAUGUUGCCGUUGAGCUUGGUGAGCAUGCAUGUGUUGGUGGUUUGGGUGAGCAUGAUUUGCAGCAUGGUGAGUUGCUUGAGCAUGUUGGCCAGGACCGACCACAGCGUGACCGGAGCGAGGCCCAUGAUAGCCAGAGUGAAGCAUGGUUGCUUAGAGGGGAUCGGGAACUGUUGUUGCAGGAGAGUUGGGGUAAGCUAGAGCGAGAACAUGUUCUUAGAUCGCAUGUGCCGUACAAUGCGUCUUGCCCGCAGUGCGUGCAAGGUCGUGGGCUUGAACCCGCCAGAAGCCAGGAUCGGCCCCAGGACUCAGGGAUGAGAGAGGUGCAGAUAGAUAAGUUUUUCUACAAGGGCCUCGCUUUCCUGGUGUUGGUUUUGGUUGGUGCUUUUGCCCUCGGUGUAGUUCCGUACCGUGAGGUGAGCGGAUCCCGAGGCCCAGCAGCCAAGGAAGCCAUGUUGAGUGACAUGUCGGCAUGGAGUCGUAGCGUUGGCUUGGUUGGUGUUGCUCCCAGUGAGUUGACGGUGAGUGUGAAGUCGGACAUUGAGGGUGUUGUGAAGAACCUUGCGCAAAGUUUUGCUGAUGGUUUGACCGCUGGUGCCAUCGAGGUUGUGGAUGCCCCUGUUGGUCGGCAUGCUGUUGUUGCAGAGCGUGCUGUGAGGACCAUCAAGGAAGGUGCAAACACACUGUGUGCUGGGUUGGAACAGGUCGGCUUGGAGCCCUGCGGGAAGGGUGUUACGUAUCUUUUGAUGCACGUUGCCCAGGUCUACAACCGGUACCAGGUGCAUCCUGGAUCAGCGCUGUCCCCAGAACAGCGGUGCUUGAAGACCACCCGUGGACCGCAUGCCGCCUAUGUUUGGGGUGCUGCUGUGCUUGCCACUCCUCCUCCCUCUUUGCGUGAUAAAAUCACCGGCCGUUACGGCCACGCCGCCUACCUUGGACCAGAGGUCGGAAGUGGAAGCCACAUUGUGCAGUUUAGGCUGCGGGAUGGCACUUUGAAGAUUGCGAGAAGCGCAAGAAUCCGGAUGUUGGUUCCUCUCACUUUUGAGGUGUCGAGCUUGAAAGGUGUUUGUCGCAUGUUGCCCGGAAGAAGGGAUGAUUCCCAGAAGAAGCUCCCCGAGAGCAGUGGUGACAAUGUGCGCGACCUCCCGUUGCCGAACACCGCAACCCGAGGACCACCACCAGAAUGGAUUGAAGAAAACGGGAGAACCCCAAGGUGCCGAGCUUGCCGGCUGCGCGGUUUUCCAGCAGAUAAGGCCUGGCACACCCAGAAGUGCCGUGAUCGAUACGCUGAGUUUGUGAGAAACUCUUUCGAUCCCAGCCGGGCAAUCCUCGAUCAGGCCCCAAUUGAAGAAGAAGUGACCGGGCGUGAUGAUUUGGGUGCUGGAUUUGGUGUUGAUCUUGGGCUUGAGGUGCCGGAUGAUCUUGAUCCGUUCCCGAAUUUUCCAUUGGAUGAGGAUUUGGCUGAGUAUGAGCCCAGUCUGCCUGGAGUUGAGAAUGAAAUAGAGCUUGGAGAAGAACUCGAGCAGAUCGAGGCCCCGAGCCCAGGCGAGCUUGAUUUCAUGCAAGUUGAUCCUGAACCUCUUGAGGCACUCCCUGAAGAAGAGCGGGAGGCCAUGGUGUCCAGUAUGAUGUACCGAGAGUCCAUCUCCUUUGCUGGUGCGUCGGUUUGUUUUGCGGGAGCCGCCACCAAGGUUGACUUAAACUGGGUGAAUGUGCUUACUGUGAGUGAGCGUGAUGAUGGUGCCAGUGCACAGACCUUGCUUGAGCUCAAAGCCAUCUUUGCUGAGCAGAUCAAGAAGAAGGGCUGCGUGCCCGUGAUCCAGCUUAUCGCCGAGGGCGGUUGGCUCAGCACUGGAGGCUUCACCGUUGAUGGUUGUGCGCUUGCUAUGCGGGGCCGCGAUCAUCUUCUGAUCGCCAAGCGAUGGCGUGUUGUUACCACACACCCAGCAGACUUCGACCUCAAGAAUACACAGCACUACCCGGUAGAGCUUGUAAAGUCCUUCUUCGAAGCGUUGACGUUUAAGAUGUCUCUGGCUCCUUUCGCUGCCGAGCGUGCCAUGGUGUUUGGCCUGGUUGUGGAAGUGCAAGAGAAGCUUCUCGAAGUUCCGAGUGUAGGGCUUCUCACUGUUGUGCUUGUCCCACUGCUUGUGGGUGUUGCGCUUGGAGUGUGCUUGCAGAAGCUGCGUACCGAGAGCUCCCGCGUCCAGACUGUGCAGGACCUUCUUUCGUUUCUGCCAAGGUCGGGCCAGAAGAUGGCUGUCUUUACUUCUGCUUACG